GAGGUUGCAUAAUGAGGUAAAAGGCUAAACCGAUGCUACUACAAUUUACACUGGCCAGUGGGGGGGCCAGGGCAUAGCCAGGGGUGGCAGUGGCCACCCUCGGCCACCCCCUGGUGGCGCCCUUGUUCAUAUAACGUAAUAUUUUAAUUUGAUAUACUUACUUAACCAGACUUCAUGUUGAUAAAACUUUUUGGUCAUUAAAGUAUCAGGCACCUUUCCAUACCCUCUUUUUGUGCCAAGUAAACCAGCUUCAUGGGCAAAUACAGGUCCAUCUAUCAUUUACAUCCAGUGACGCUCACCCACAGAAAUGUUAAUUAAGGACAAGUGGGAAAAAUAAACCCAACUGCAGAUGUUAAGAGCAUAGUUGAUAACAAGGACAUUCGUUGUCCACUUAUAAAUCUCAGCAGAGCUUUGCUAAAAGUACUGGUUCAGACAGUUAGCGAGUUAAAUUGGAACAUUAGGGUUGUUACGUUGUAAAUUGCAUAUGUAAUUUAAAGCGAAUCUCUAAGUUUUUAACUGCAGAUGUUAUUUGAAAGUAAAAUGUAAAUUCUAUGUUUACAUGUUUUGGUAAUAGAUGGCUUCAGCAGCAAAAUAGUGGCACACGCUACUAUGCCAGUGAAAAACAAUCUGUCAAUUUAUGAAAAUGGGUACAGACGUGCAGUCGUUACUUAUGGAAUGUGGGACCAGGUCAGAGUGGACCAUGGAACAGAGUUUUAUCUCUGUUUGUUUGUUCAGGAGUUGUUGGCUGAGCAUAGGCACAACCGGGAGAGACGGCCAUACAUUCAGACAACAUCAACUAAAAACCAUACAGUGGAGAGAAUCUGGCCUGAAAUAAACCAAAGGGUGAAUGACCCUGUUAAAAUGGCACUUGUUCAAAUGGUCGACCAAGAGGUGCUAGACAUGGACGAUCCAUUGAUGAGAUACUGCACAUCAAAUUUGAGCUGUAAGGUCAGCAGCAUAGGAAUGACAAGAGCAGUGCAGGCAUGGAAUGCCCAUCGUAUUCCAGGAAAGGGGAUUCCCAAUGUCUUGGCACAAGAUGGUUGCCGUAAGCGGGUGCCUGAGGACCUUCUGCCUGGACCCUCUGAAGCUGCAGACCGUUACCAGCAAGAAAUGGGAAAUUCACUAACCAGGGAGUCACUGUUUGGCACUUGCCCAUUUCGCUCAGAGGAAGAGAGAAUUGGAGCUGAAAAACAGUUCAGUGUCCUUCACCCUGACAUUGCAGUUCUGUUUAACAGCACUGUGAAUCGACAGUUUAGAGAAUUUCAGGAGUCUUUAAUAGACCUCAUAGAUAUAACUAGAAGAAAUGUGUAACCUGCUUAUUAUGCUUGCUUUCUUUGUUCAUUUUAAUUUUAUUAGUAUUUUUAGCCAGGUUUUUGUUGCAUUUUUCAGCUACCCAUGUUGUUUUAUGUAAAUGUUAAGAUUACUAACUUUACCUUUUUUUUUUCCUGAGUUGUUGUUGUUACGAUUGAAAAAAAAAAAAAAACAAACUCAAAAGAACAUAGGCUCUUCCUAAGCUUCGUGUAUUUCAGCAGCUUUGUUUCCUAUAGUGACUAUCAAUGGGCUGGUCAUGUUUUUUCCAAAAACAUAAAGAGAAUAAAAACCUGACUGAAAAAA
This is a messenger RNA of Cyprinodon tularosa, 1614 nucleotides long. RefSeq lists its product as uncharacterized. The record is from RefSeq and is a predicted model, not a curated record. Lineage: Eukaryota; Metazoa; Chordata; Actinopteri; Cyprinodontiformes; Cyprinodontidae. The transcript is spliced from 4 exons. Bases 610 to 1311 code for a protein of 233 amino acids.